AUGUCGGAUCACCACCACCAUCCCAAGGAUCACAUGGUCUUCGACGACUCCAAGGCUGAAGAGUACGUGAAGGAGCAAAUCGUUCAGUCGAAUGCUGAGCAUGUCGUAUCAUGCGUCAAGAGAUACCUCAAGCCUGGAAGCGACAUUCUAGACUUCGGGUGCGGACCAGGCGUUGCUGCCCGCAAGCUUGCUGCACUUUCAGAAGUGAAGAGCGUCCUCGGGGCAGAUGUGUCUGACGGAAUGCUGGGGCAGUUUGAGAAGCUGAAAGGCGCGUCCAAGCAGGAGAAGGAGGAAGUGAAAGCCAAGCUGACCUCUCUCAAGACUUCACCCAACCCUGUCGAGGAGCUCAAGCCACACGUUGGCACGAAAGACAUGGUCAUCAUCUCCUAUGUCAUCGGGCACCUCCAUCCUCGAGAAGCAGGAUACGACGUUGUGAAGAAGGUUGCUGCUUGCUUGAAGCCUGGCGGACACUUCAUCCUCGCAGAGUUCAAGGGAGGAGUUCCCUUCCAUGGCGAGCAUGGCGACGGCCACGAGCACAAUCAUGGGCACGAGCACAAUCAUGGGCACGAGCACAAUCAUGGGCAUGAGCAAGGGCAUGGCCACGGGCACGGGCACGGGAAAGGUCACGGGCAUGGGCACGAGCACGCGCAUGACGGGCAUGAAGUCUAUCACGAGGAUCAGCUUCACGACCUUCUGGCGCAAGCAGGAGUGACCAACACCAAGACGGAGAUGGAGUAUCAGUUCACAAUGUGGAAAGUUGAUGUCGACUGCAUCGUGAUCUCCGGAGUGAAGCAGGUGUGUUGA
This is a messenger RNA of Guillardia theta CCMP2712, 804 nucleotides long. RefSeq lists its product as hypothetical. NCBI's taxonomy places the organism in Eukaryota, Cryptophyceae, Pyrenomonadales, Geminigeraceae. The transcript is spliced from 7 exons. Bases 1 to 804 code for a protein of 267 amino acids. The record is from RefSeq and is a predicted model, not a curated record.